Messenger RNA from Dermacentor andersoni, 613 nucleotides. RefSeq lists its product as uncharacterized. The record is from RefSeq and is a predicted model, not a curated record. Lineage: Eukaryota; Metazoa; Arthropoda; Arachnida; Ixodida; Ixodidae.
ACGACGUGAGGCGUUAACCAGAGGUCUCAAAAUGACGAGGGAACGCAAGGCGAAGAAACCGAGAAACAAGAAGAAAAGCAAGAAAGAUGGACCUGAGACGUCACAAGAGACGAGCGGUGGCACGGAAUCGGAGAGGACCAGUACUCCUACUGAAACGGCACCGAUGGCCAAGCGAGGUCCAGCCCGGAUGGAACCAUGGCGCCGGCUGUCAGGCCCAAGAUUGGUUCCGAUUUCAUUGAGGCCAGAUGACGACGAGGAAGAUGAAAAUGGCGAAUCAGAGAUGCCAAUUAAGCCCUACAUGAAACUUAUUCCGGCGGCUGUCGUCGUGUUCAUCGUGGUCUCCUCCACCGUGGCUGUCGUGGUGCUCACCACUCUGCAGAACGGCGCACUGACGGGGCAGUCUGCCGCACGCUCACCAGUGGCGCAAUCGGACUCCAGGUCCGCCACUGACGUCGCAGUGCCGCUGCUUACGCCCGAGACGAACGAAGGGGAUUCCCAGCCUUUCAAUUUCAGCGGUAACGGGGCGGAAAACGCCACCACCGGGGUAGGAGAUGCCGCACCAUGGCGCCAGAAGCGACGUUAAUAACACAAUGCGUACGCGAUUCACGGAGUA